CCUCAAAUGUUGCAGCGAGAGGAGCAGAGCGGAGAAAGAGACUACUCGGGGAAAGUUUGCAAAAGCAACAGGACUAACCUGGACAGCACUGUAGACUGAUUUUAUAUCCCCGAGAAGUCCUUUCUCCUCUUUUGGUCAAUUCGUGACUAUUUUAUUUCGCUGUAUAGACAUAUUUGAGAUCGAAAGGACUGUAACAAUCAUGGAACUGCUUUGUCUCGAGAUGGACACCAUUAUAAGAGCCCGUCCUGACCCGAAUCUUCUAUAUGAUGACAGAGUACUGCAGAGCUUGUUGACCAUCGAAGAGAGAUUUCUUCCCCAGUGUUCAUAUUUUAAAUGCGUUCAGAAAGACAUUCAGCCCUUUAUGCGGAGGAUGGUGGCAACUUGGAUGUUGGAGGUCUGCGAGGAACAGAAAUGCGAGGAAGAAGUUUUUCCACUGGCUAUGAACUACUUGGACCGAUUUUUAGCGGUGGUACCAACAAGAAAAUGUAACUUGCAGUUGCUCGGCGCAGUGUGCAUGUUUCUUGCUUCUAAAUUGAAAGAGACGCGUCCAUUAACUGCAGAGAAGCUGUGCAUCUACACUGAUAACUCAAUCAGACCGCAGGAACUGCUGGACUGGGAACUGGUUGUCUUAGGAAAAUUGAAGUGGAACCUGGCUGCUGUCACUCCCAAUGACUUUAUUGAGCACAUAAUGAGGAAACUUCCUCUGCCUGAGGAUAAGCUGGACCUGAUCCGUAAACAUGUGCAGACUUUCAUUGCACUUUGUGCAACAGAUUUCAACUUUGCCAUGUACCCUCCAUCCAUGAUUGCAACGGGCAGCAUGGCAGCAGCUAUCUGUGGCCUUCAGCUCAACAGCACUAACCGCUCGCUGUGGGGAGAAAAUCUUACAGAGUUGCUUGCAAAGAUCACUAACACAGAAGUUGAUGUGCUAAAGGCAUGCCAGGAGCAGAUUGAAAGAGUGCUGAUGAAUAACUUGAGGGAGGGCCGCAGACAGCAGCAGAAACUGCAGCAGCAGGAACAGGGUGGAAUCCGCAGCAAAGCACUUGAUGAUCAGGACCAGUCCAGCACCCCCACCGAUGUACAAGACAUCAAUUUGUGAGCUUGCUGCUGCAACGCCGUGAUCAGUCUUCAAGAAAUUAAAAAAAAACAACAAAAAAACAAAAACAACAAAAAAUCAAACAACCCCAACAAAAAGUGCUUGCUAGUCUUUGUAGAGUUUUAUCUUCAUAUCUAUCAUUUUUCAGUCAAAUUGCUCCCAAAUGAUAAAAAAAAAUAAAAAAAAAAUCAAAGCUAUUUUAGAUACAAAACAAAAAUAGGUAUUUUUUUAAAUGAUUUGAUAAUGAUGCAAAAAGCUCUACGGUGCCUCAGACUCUUAGAAGGGAAGCAUGUAGUAUUUUGCAAACUCUUUUGAUUGUAUAAACAUAAUAAUAUGAUAUUUAAUGCAAAAUUGAUGUGUAAAGGGCUUUUCUAAAAAGAGAGUCUACUGUAUAAGACUGGCAUGAAAGGGUACAAAAGUGGGGCAAUGUUUUUACCUGUUUUGUUGUUAUUUUUUUUUAUUAUUAUUUUUUUUUGGUUCAUGUUGGAAUGCCUGAACUUAAACACAAAGAGGCGCCAUGAGGCAGUUAAAUGGAUGCACCCAUUCGCUUGGCUGUGUACUAAGUGUGCAUUAGGAUCAGAAAGAUUUAUUAUAGAGGAGCGAUGAAACAGAAGUCUUGGGCUAAGAAUGCAGGGCUCUUUUGCAAGGACAACAGAGGCUUAUGUAAUGAAAUUUGACAAUUAUUAUUAUUUUAUUACAAUAAUUAUUAAUAUUAUUAUUAAACAAGCAAGUUAUUGUUUCUCAAUGCUAAAGUUACAGACACUUCAAAUAAGCUUUUGUCAAGCUGCUUGUGUGCAUGCAUUUAUGUGUGGUGUAUGUUGGCUCAUGUACAAGCGUGUACACGUUACUCUAUAUCAGGCACUCUUGUGGGCUUUGUUUAAUCAUCUAUCUGCAAGUGUUGGCAAUAGAGGCUGGCUCAUUGGUGGAGAUCCAGUCAAAGGACUGGACAGGGGAUAGCAAAUGAUUCCACAGUGCUAUUGCCUGCUCUGAAGGCCACAUGUAUCAGUGCCUUAUAUUAAAUGCUUUUAAUUACUGGCCUGGAAACUGCUUGAGGGCUGAGCCCAACCCAGUGCACA
Molecule: messenger RNA, 2169 nt
Organism: Xyrauchen texanus (razorback sucker)
Lineage: Eukaryota; Metazoa; Chordata; Actinopteri; Cypriniformes; Catostomidae
Product: G1/S-specific cyclin-D2-like
Exons: 5
Coding region: 200-1096 (298 amino acids)
Biological process (GO): mitotic cell cycle phase transition; regulation of cyclin-dependent protein serine/threonine kinase activity; positive regulation of G1/S transition of mitotic cell cycle
Cellular component (GO): cytoplasm; nucleus; cyclin-dependent protein kinase holoenzyme complex
Molecular function (GO): cyclin-dependent protein serine/threonine kinase regulator activity
Source: RefSeq, a predicted model, not a curated record